Molecule: messenger RNA, 4531 nt
Organism: Chara braunii
Lineage: Eukaryota; Viridiplantae; Streptophyta; Charophyceae; Charales; Characeae
Source: the annotation of a GenBank genome assembly
UCCCGCGCGUCCUCCUGACGCGCAGCUGGCGUUCCGAUGGCGUUGACGGGUUGGGGUUGGGUGUGCACAGGUAUGCGAUUAGUAGGUCAUGCUCACAGUUGGUCCAUACUUUAAUCCAGCUGGUCCACCUUUGGAUCUUGGUGGUCCAACUUGGGUUCCAGCUGGUCCAUCUCUGGAUCCUGCUGGUCGAUCUCUGGAUCUUGGGAGUCAGCUGGUCCAUAUUGGGAUCUUGUUGGUCUAUUUUGGGAUCCAGUCGGUCCAUCUUGGGAUCCAGCUGGUCCGUCUUUGGAUCUUGCUGGUCAAUCUUGGGAUCCAGCUGUUCGAUCUCUGUAUCUUGCUGGUCCAUGUUGGGAUCUUGCUGGUCCAUCUUGGGAUCCGAUGGCGCCCAUCUUGGGAUCCAGCCGGUCUAUCUGAGUCUGGUAGGGCGAGCUCAGUAUUCAGCCUGUCCUGGAUCGUGAAAACGUCCCCGAUGGCACGGGACAGGCUCUUUUGUCUCAGGACUGAACAUGGCCAUCUCUGGAUACCUCUGGAUCUUGGUGGUCCCACUUGGGUUCCAGCUGGUCCACCUCUGGAUCCUGCUGGUCGAUCUCUGGAUCUUGGGACUCAGCUGGUCCAUAUUGGGAUCUUGCUGGUCCAUCUUGGGAUCCAGCUGGUCCGUCUUUGGAUCUUGCUGGUCCGUCUUGGGAUCCAGCUGGUCGAUCCCUGUAUCUUGCUGGUUCAUCUUGCGAUCCAGCUGGUCCAUGUUGGGAUCUUGCUGGUCCAUCUUGGGAUCCAGGUGGCCCAUCUUGGGAUCCAGCUGGUCCAUCUGAGUCUGGUAGGGCGAGCUCGGUAUCCAGCCUGUUCAAACCCAAGCUGGUCCACCUUUGGAUCCUACUGGUCGAUCUCUGGAUCUUGGGACUCAGCUGGUCCAUAUUGGGAUCUUGCUGGUCUAUCUUGGGAUCCCGCUGGUCCGUCUUUGGAUCUUGCUGGUCUAUCUUGGGAUCCAGCUGGUCGACCCCUGUAUCUUGCUGGUUCAUCUUGCGAUCCAGCUGGUCCAUCUUGGGAUCCAGAUGGUGCAUCUUGGGAGAUGGCCCGUCUUGGGAUCCAGCUGGUCCAUCUGAGUCUGGUAGGGCGAGCUCGGUAUCCAGCCUGUUCUGGAUCGUGAAAAUGCCCCCAGUGGCACCGGACAGGCUUUUUUGUCUCAGCACUGAACAUGGCCAUCUCUGGAUCUGCUGGUCCAUGUUUGGAUCCUGUCCUGCUUGGCCAUCUUUGGAUCCAGCUGAUCCAUCUCUCAAUCCAGUUGGCCCAGCUUGGGAUCCAGCUGGUCCUGAAUCGUGAAAGCCUCCCGACGGCACUGGACAGGCGUUUUUUUCCCUCUCAGGACUGAACACGGCCAUAAUUGCUGUGACACAGUGUGAGUGUAGAUCGACGAAAGCUGUGGGUGGUUAUUUUUCACCAAUGGGCCUAGCUCAGUUGGUACACCCAUAAACUGUCGAAAUACAGACCCGAGUUAAAAUCCAGAUGCAAAAGAAAGAGAAAGCUGUGGGCGGUUAUUUUGUGUACGCUUCCGCAGAGAAGCUGCUCAAACCACCAGUACGUUUCCCAGCCAAAGAACAAAAUAUGUGGCUUGCAUGCGUCCGUCGAGCAAACUGGCUGAAAGUGCCGCCGAAAGAAGGCCCGCGCUGGUUUGUUUAUUUUUGGGGCACAGGGUGUUUCCAGCCCAGGAGAAAAGUGCAUCGGAAGUACUGGUGGUUUAGUGUCACCUAGCCCAUAGGGAAAAGAAAAAGAAGGUUGGGGCUUUCUUGCAAAUCGUCCGAUACACAUUUGGAUGCGGGUUAAUUCCAUUGGACUGGUUCGGUUAUUUUUCGCGCACAGGGUGUUUCCAGCCGAGGAGAAAAGUGCCUCGGAAGUACUCGUGGUUGAGUGCCACCCUAGCCCUCAGGGAAAAAAAAAAAGAAUGUUGGGGCUUUCUCGCAAAUCGUCCGAUACACAUUUGGACGCUGGUUAAUUCCACCGAGCCCUCUGGGCCCAACAAAGACUUUUGGGCCCUUUCUCGCAAUCCUCCGACAUACAUUUGGACAUGCUCAUACGUUUGAACAAGAUUGCAGACCUGUGAACCGCCGAAGUGCCCGAUCAAACUCCACGUUUACGUCUCCCUUGGGGGAUGUUCACAAUAGGCCUUUCUCUGAUGUAUCUAACUGAAGCUAUGGUCAGAUUCAGUUGCCCUGACUGAUUUCCGCUAGCCUCUGCAGAGAUGGUGAUCAAUUUUGCAGGCACCACGAGGAGAGAAAAUUAAGGUUCCCCUCUCAGUUCACACUAGGCCUGUCCUUGUUCUAUCUCACAGCAGCUACAGCCAGAUUCCGUCACUCUUAGUUGAUUUCCUCAUCGCCUUUGGAGAUGCUGGUCAACUCUGCAGACACCACAAGGGUAGAACCUAAGGUCCCCCUCCCUCUCAGCACCCUUCUCAACCACGUGGUUGCCCUGUGACGCAGCAAAAGAGUGCCCUCUCACCUUGAAAUCGUUUCUGCCUGUCAUUUUCAUAUUUGGUGAACGUCUCCAUGCCAUGUAUGCCUACCCUUGAUCCCGUGGGGUGUUCUUGAUAUUGAACGGGUGUUCCUUGCAGUUGACAUGUCUGGUUCUCGUCGGUCACAAGUAAAUUGUCCUCUGUACAUGUAUACAAUGCGAUGAUGUUCCUCUAUGUGAGCGGGGUUACUGAGCAACGAGUUGUUGGCGCAACAAUCCUUUCGAAAGGUGUGUUUGCCCAGUGGGAAAGAUUGGUGUUCUCCGUGUCUCUUCUCUUCGGUGGGAGAGAAUGGCCCCAUCUGGGGCCUCUGGGAAGGACUCUCGAUGACCUCUGUUUGAAAUGCCUGGCGGCUGCCCUGACCAAUAUUGCGCUGUUGUUGUAAACCUAAGGGUGAUGCGGAGCAGGGAGCUGGAAAUCACUGCUGGAGUCUGAAGGCUUUGGCGAGGGGGAAAGGAGAUGAUGGAGGGGCGGCCUCUUAGUCAGGCUGAUGAUUGAGAAGGCCAAGCAGCGUGCUAGACCAGUGGCCUUCACUGGGGGGCUGUUCUGUCAAGUUAUGCUCUUCCAUACUCGUGUGCUGGCUUGUGCAUUCCCAUGUGUGAUCUCAAAGGGCCCAAAUAUGGGAACGACUUUAUACCACCAGCUUGUUUCCCUGGUGCCUUGUUCCGAUGCGCUGCUUGACGUGCCGCCUAAAUUGCGGUUUGGGGCUACCAGAGGGAGAGAAGGCUGGUGGCGCCUGGCAAGAUCGUGCCUGCUGUGGUUUGUUUUCUUUAGAGCCACGCAGUGGAGCGCAUUGGGAAAAUGUGGCUUGGGUGAAUAACCAUGGUCGGAUUUGUUAAGAGACUAUAGAAGUGGUGACGAUGGAAGUGGCAUUUGUCAUGUUGCGUUAGUGUGGGCGUCCGGGGACGAGCUGCAGUGUGUGUUGGCACUGACUGGGCACUCUGCCACGCUUACUAUGGAAGUAACGAUCGUCAUCUCGCAAUGGUGUGGUUAUUCAACGAGUAACGGCUUGGACUCGGCAGAAGGAUGGUUUUGGUGGCAGUGUCGUGUUUGUGUCGUCGAAGCAUUGGUGUGGCUGUUGUAGAUGAGCUACAGUGUCAUGUUUGCAUGGACUGGGCACUCUGUGGGGUGGUUGAGUUUCCAGCCACUCUUGCUCUACUUCGGAGAAUGAACUGGAAGUAUCCUUCCCCUUCUUUUCAGCCGGAGCAUCAGGGAACAGAGGGUGGUCGGUAUAUCAAUUGGAUUAGGUGUGGGUCUCAGCAGCAGCAAGAGAUGUCGUGCCAAGGAGUUUAGGCAUGAUGUGAUGAAGGUAAUGUUCUGCCCUGUCUUAAUUACGGUGUUAGAUAUUUGUGACUCUUCUUGAGAAGCCCAGGCCCACAAUUUAUCUGCAAGCGCUCUUCCUGAGUCUAGUGUAUGUCAUCCUCCUCGUUGUACAUACUGUUCUACAAAUGCAGCAAUUAGUGGUGAUGGAUUACAUCUCACUCAGCUUAUCUCUAUUUCCUCGACAAGGAUUCCUUGGGCACAUCUGAUGUGGUCGAGCUGGCGGGCGACAAGGCAAUGCAGAGGUGCGGGAUUCUUCUUCGAUGAUGUGUUUGGCUUGCUGCUGGUUGGCAAAAGGAACUUCUGUUGUGAUCAUCAUUGAGUCCUUAGACAGACAAAGGCGACCUUUCCCCGCUGAUUAUCUGUCUAAACCUGCACGCCCUGAAAGAGUCUGAAGCAAUUUGUGGUUCUGAGAAUAUGUCAGUGCCGUUGGUCCUUUCUCUUGUGUUUGCCUCCGUCACGAGCGGGUGAAGACUCCUAAUCUGCGGGAUAGGUUAUGGGUUCGUUUUGCUCGAAUUUGGAGUCGGCCAGAGGGGGCAAAGUGGUUGGUUUGCUUGAGACAGGAUGCUCGUUGCCGAGCUGGGGUGCAUAGAGAAGACCCUUCUAGGGAAGUGUCUGCAGUUGUGUCAGCUAGGACAUUCCUUUCGUUUGCCAUCCAACGUUACCGCGGUGGCGUUUUCCUGAUGCUGGCGUACGUACGCACGGGGAGCC